Messenger RNA from Dentiscutata erythropus, 633 nucleotides. The record is from the annotation of a GenBank genome assembly. Lineage: Eukaryota; Fungi; Glomeromycota; Glomeromycetes; Diversisporales; Gigasporaceae.
AUGGAUGAACCACAAAAAAUCCUCAGAGUAUCUAUUCUUCUCGCAGGUACACCGAUACCAGAGAUAAUCGAAAAAUUUGGGCAUUAUGGCAAACAAAUUUCAGAUCUUUUGCAAAAUGCUAUUAAUACUUAUGAUGAUAUUCCAUGGAUUAAUCGCCUCACUGAUUUUACGAAACUUAUUAUCGACAAACAUCAACAUAUUAAAUUAAUCGGUAUUUGUUUUGGUCACCAAAUUGUAGCCAGAGCCGCAGGUGGCCAGGUUAUUAAAAACCCAUUGGGUUGGGAGAUUGGUGUAACAGAAGUUUCACUUACUGACAUUGGAGAAAAUUUUUUUAAGAUAGACAGGUUUACUUCAAAAUCUCCAUUUCAAGGAAUGAUAAAAGAAAAUCAAGUCUUAACAGUUCAAGGUCAUCCUGAAUAUGUUGGUGAAACAGAAAAGUUAUUAAUUAAUGCUCGAUUAAAUCAAGGAAUUUUUACUCCAGAAUUUGCACAAGCCGGGUUGAAAACUGCUGAUUAUGAAGAUGAUGGAUUAUUAAUUGGACAAAAAUUUAUUGAAUUUAUGAUUGCGCAUCUAGGGAUCAGUCCGUCCCAGUUGGUCCCAGUCCUUGUAGGACUGAUUUAUAAUGUUUAUUAG